Syngnathus typhle (broad-nosed pipefish) is the source of this 961-nucleotide messenger RNA. RefSeq names its product ribosomal protein L13a (gene rpl13a). The transcript is spliced from 8 exons. The record is from RefSeq and is a predicted model, not a curated record. Lineage: Eukaryota; Metazoa; Chordata; Actinopteri; Syngnathiformes; Syngnathidae. Bases 1 to 771 code for a protein of 256 amino acids. Gene Ontology annotation, cellular component: ribosome; cytosolic large ribosomal subunit. Gene Ontology annotation, molecular function: structural constituent of ribosome; mRNA binding. Gene Ontology annotation, biological process: negative regulation of translation; translation.
AUGCUCAUGGAGGAGCUGAACCUGUCCUGUCUGAUUUUAGUGGCGCUAGAGCCCAUUCAACAUGAUCGAACGAGAAACCUUUAUACUACGUCACUUCCUGUCGCCCGUGUCUUUUACCACGGGCGCCCCCGUGUAACUUUCUUUUCGCUCGUCAUGGCGGACCGUUUCCAUAAGGUUCUGCUACUAGAUGGCAGAGGCCAUCUACUUGGUCGGCUGGCUGCCAUCGUUGCCAAGCAGACCUUGCUGGGACACAAAGUUGUGGUGGUCAGGUGUGAAGGCAUCAACAUCUCUGGCAAUUUCUACCGUAACAAAUUGAAGUACCUGGCUUUCCUGCGCAAGAGGAUGAACACCAAUCCAUCUCGUGGACCGUACCACUUCAGAGCUCCCAGCAGGAUCUUCUGGAGGACGGUGAGAGGCAUGCUGCCCCACAAAACCAAGAGAGGCCAGGCUGCUCUGGAGAGGCUGAAGGUGUUUGACGGCAUCCCGCCACCCUAUGACAAGAGGAAGCGCAUGGUGGUCCCAGCUGCUCUUAAGAUUGUGCGCCUGAAGCCCACUCGUAAGUUUGCGCUCCUGGGACGUUUGGCUCAUGAGGUUGGCUGGAAGUACCAGGCCAUCACAGCCACGCUGGAGGAGAAAAGGAAACAGAAGUCAAAGAUGCGCUACGUCAAGAUAAAGGCCUCCAACAAGAUGACCAGAGUGGCCACGAAGAACGUCGAGAGUAAAAUAGCAAAGUACACAGACGUUCUCAAACAAUAUGGUGUUCUUGUCUGAGAAGAUUGUCUGGCCAAUAAACAAAUUAAAAUGUUUAUAACAAAAACCUUUGUUCAUGAAUCACCUGAAAGAUAAUUCACUUCAAGAUUGCAGUUAGUGUUCAUUCAUAUUGAGGUGACGUUUAAAUUGGUCACUUGUGUGAAAGCAGUACACUAAAAGAACUUGUCCUGCAAUAAACGUUUUGUCAGCA